AUGACCAUUCCCGACCUCUUCCCGCAUGGUUGCUGGGACACGCACCACCACAUCUUCGACCCCUCACAAUACCCCUACGCCCCGAACCGCCAUCUGACCCCCUACCCCGCGACCAUCGCCGACUUCCUCUCCUUCAAGCGACGCCUGGGGAUCACCCACUCCGUCCUCACACAUGGCCUCUCCUACGGUGACGACUGCACCUCGCUGACAGGCUUUACGGCGGAGCUCAACAACGCCAGCGACCAAACCACGACCAAAGCGAUCGCGGUUAUCGAUCCAGCAACCAUCACCACCGACGAGCUGCAGCGCAUGCACGCCGCUGGCGUGCGGGGCAUCCGCGUGAACCUAUACAAGUACGAGGCGUUCCACAGCCUCGAGCGCCAGAAGGUGGCGCUGCAGGCGCACGCGCAGGCGCUGGACGCCCACGGCCAGCCGCACUGGAUCAUGGCGUUCACGCAUCCGCACACGGAGUUCUGGCCGGAGCUGAGCGCCUGGCUGGCUGCAGGACACCUACCGGACACGAUCCGGCUGGUCACGGAUCACUUUGGUCUGCUCAAGUGCGCGAGUAUGCUUCCCGUGGAGUCGGGGGGGGAUAUCACCCGGCAACCCGGGUUCCAGGCGAUCAUGGAGUUGGUGCGGCAGGGCCGGUUGUUUGUCAAGCUGAGUGCGCCGUAUCGGGUGAGUAGUCUGGGUGGCGGGUAUGAGGAUGUGAAGCCGUUGGUGAGAGCGUAUUUCGAAGCGAAUCCGCGGCAGUUGGUUUGGGGGAGUGAUUGGCCCCAUACGCCGCAUAUGAAGGUUCGUACGCCCGAGGAAGCCCUCAAGCCGACGCCGUAUCUGGAGGUGGAUGAUUUGGCGUGGUUAUGGAGUCUGCGGUCGUGGCUGUCGGAGGAGGAGUGGCACUUGUUGAUGGUGGAGAAUCCACGGAGAUUGUUUGAUUGGUGA
This is a messenger RNA of Aspergillus aculeatus ATCC 16872, 942 nucleotides long. RefSeq lists its product as uncharacterized. NCBI's taxonomy places the organism in Eukaryota, Fungi, Ascomycota, Eurotiomycetes, Eurotiales, Aspergillaceae. Gene Ontology annotation, molecular function: hydrolase activity. The record is from RefSeq and is a predicted model, not a curated record. The transcript has 3 exons. The coding region runs from base 1 to 942 and encodes 313 amino acids.